Molecule: messenger RNA, 687 nt
Organism: Emiliania huxleyi CCMP1516
Lineage: Eukaryota; Haptophyta; Isochrysidales; Noelaerhabdaceae
Exons: 4
Coding region: 1-687 (228 amino acids)
Cellular component (GO): nucleolus; small-subunit processome
Source: RefSeq, a predicted model, not a curated record
AUGGGCAAGCAGAAGAAGGGCAAGACAAAGGCCUUCGCUGCGGUCAAGCGGAUGAUUUCGCCGAAGGAUGCGCGCAUCAAGAAGCCAGCACCGAACCCGAACCAGUUGCCGAAGCUUGAGCGGCAGCGGAAGGAUGCCGAGGUUCGCAACGUGGCGCAGACGCCGGCGUCCCUCUUCUUCUCGCACAACAUGUCGCUGGGUCCGCCAUACCACGUGCUGAUCGACACCAACUUCAUCAACUUUUCGAUCCAGAACAAACUCGACAUCAUGAAGAGCUUGAUGGACUGCCUAUACGCAAAGGCGCCUUCUCGCGGCUGCCAUCCCCGCGCGCCUCUCCCCGCCGCCGCACGCGGCGCUCUCCUCUCCCGCUGGACCGCCUUCUCGCACCCUCCUCGUCUGCCGCUCUCUUGGCCGGCCGCAGGUCGUCCCAAGCUGGGGCCGAAGUACCGGGUGGCGCUGCGACUCGCGAAGGACCCUCGCUUCGAGCGGCUGCCUGCGAUGAGGCAAGGCAACGAAUACGCUGACGACGACCUCGUCGAGCGGGUCACCGCGCACCGCAUCUACAUUGUCGCCACGUGCGACCGGGACCUGAAGCGACGACUACGAAAGAUCCCGGGGGUGCCCCUCAUCUCGAUCAAGGAGCGGAAGUACCAGGUUGAGCGCAUGCCGGAAGGGCAGUUCGGCUAG